Molecule: messenger RNA, 4906 nt
Organism: Prinia subflava (tawny-flanked prinia)
Lineage: Eukaryota; Metazoa; Chordata; Aves; Passeriformes; Cisticolidae
Gene: IKZF4
Product: IKAROS family zinc finger 4
Exons: 9
Coding region: 1113-2780 (555 amino acids)
Biological process (GO): regulation of transcription by RNA polymerase II
Molecular function (GO): DNA-binding transcription factor activity; RNA polymerase II cis-regulatory region sequence-specific DNA binding
Source: RefSeq, a predicted model, not a curated record
AAAAGUGGGAAAAAAGUGGGAAAAAUCCGGAAAAUCUGUGGGUUUAAAGUGAGGGAUAGGGAGGAAAAAAAAGUGGGAAAAAUCAGGAGAAUCCAUGGAAUUUAAAGGAUGGGAUCUGAGGGGUUUUUCCUCCUGGAAUUCCUCAGGAUUGGGAUGGGAUCUACAACAAAAAAAAAAGGGAAAAAAGUGGGAAAAUCCAUGGAUUUUAAAGCCUGGGAUGGGAUCUGUGGUGGUUUUUUCCCUGAAUUUUCUCCUGGAAUUCCUCAGGAUAAAAUCGAGAUUUUGGGGGGGGUUCAGUGGAGUUUUCCCGAGGGAUUUGGGGUUUUUUGGGAUUUUCCCAGGUGGGACAAAGGCCUGGAUUCCGGGAAGGAGGAGAGGCUGCCCUAAUUCCAGCCGGGAUUCCCGAGGGAUCCGUGUCCUGCUUAUCCCGGGGAUCCCUCCUGGGGAUUUCUCCUUCUGUUCACGCUGCUUUUUAUGGAGUUUUCCCUAAAAAAAAAAUCAGGAAUGGGUUCAGGUGUUAUUGUGGGGAUGGGGGAAUUUUGGGGAAUUUUUUUGGGGAAUUUUUUUUGGGGAAUUUUUUCCUUCCAGCCCCUGCCCGGGAGGCUUCGGAUUCCGGCGGAAAUUUGGGAAUAUUGGUGUGGAUGUGGUUCCCAGAGAGCUGCUGGGGGUUUUAUUCCCAGGGUUUUUAAAAAUCUGGCGAGGAGGAAUUUCAAUUAUCCCAGCCCAGGGGUCGAGAAUUCCAAUUUUUCCUGGUUUUUGUCUUGCUGAGACUGAGGAAUUCCAAUUUUCUCUGUUUUUUUAUCCUUCUGGGAUCGAGGAAUUCCAAUUAUCCCAGCCCAGGGGUCAAGAAUUCAAAUUUUCCCUGUUUUUUUUUAUCCUACUGGGACUGAGGAAUUCCAAUUUUCCCCUGCCCAGGGGUUGAGAAUUCCAAUUUUCCCUGGUUUUUGUCUUGCUGGGACUGAGGAAUUCCAAUUAUCCCUGCCCAGGGCUUGAGGAAUUCCAAUUUUCCCUGCCCGUUUUCCCUCUGGGAUUGAGGAAUUCCCAUUUUUCCUGCCCUUUUCCACCUCAGGGGUUGAGGAAUUCCAGCUCUGCCCCCAGGGAAUUCUGCAGCCAUGGACAUCGAGGACUGCAAUGCCCGAUCCUACAUCACCGGAAUCUGCUCUUCCUGGAAGGUGAGCGGCUGCGUGCGCCCCGCCAGCGCCGCCCUGCGCCCUGCCGGGAUCCCGCGCUGCUUCCCGGGAAUCCCGAUCCAGGGAUCUCCGGGAUUCCUCCCGCAAGGCCGUGGGGAUUCCCCCCUGGAGCAGGAAUUCCCUCCCGGAGCCGCCCGCAGCCCCCCCAGCCCCCGCUCGUCCCCGCGCUCCCCCGCCAACUCCAUCAAGGUGGAGAUGUCCUCGGACGAGGAGUCCCAGGGCCGGCCGCUGUCCCGGGAGGGCCGGGAGGGCCCCGGGGAGGACUCGGGGCCGGAGCCCUUCCCGGAGCCCUUCCCGGAGCCCUUCCCGGAGCCCUUCCCGGAGCCGCACUCGCCGGGCGGGAUCCGCCUGCCCAACGGGAAACUCAAAUGUGACGUGUGCGGGAUGGUGUGCAUCGGGCCCAACGUGCUGAUGGUGCACAAACGCAGCCACACCGGGGAGCGGCCGUUCCAGUGCCAGCAGUGCGGUGCCUCCUUCACGCAGAAGGGGAACCUCCUGCGUCACAUCAAGCUGCACUCGGGGGAGAAACCCUUCAAGUGCCCCUUCUGCUCCUACGCCUGCCGGCGCCGCGACGCCCUGAGCGGCCACCUGAGAACACACUCGGUCUCAUCCCCCACGGUGGGCAAGCCCUACAAGUGCAGCUCGUGCGGCCGCAGCUACAAGCAGCAGAGCAGCCUGGAGGAGCACCGGGAGCGCUGCCACAGCUUCCUGCGGAGCCUGCCCGCCGAGGGCCCCGCGCAGACAGGAGAGGAAAUCCGGGAGCUGGACAUGGUGCCCGAGGCGUUGCUACACCCUGAGCGCCCCACCUUUAUCGAACGCCUGGCAGGGAGUUUUACCAAGAGGAAACGCUCCACGCCGCAGAAAUUUGUGGGCGAGAAGCAGAUGCGCUUCGCCCUCUCGGAGCUGCCCUUCGACGUCAGCCCCGGCUUCGACAAGGACGUGGAGGUGGUGCCGGCCCGCGGCCACCCGCUGGAGCCGCCCUACGCGGGGCCGCUGUCGCUGCUGGGCGCCGGGGACCCGCUGCGCCCGCUCCGCCUGGCCACCAACUGCAUCACCGAGGUGACGCCGGUCAUCAGCUCCGUGUACACGCAGAUCCAGGCGCUGCCCGCCCGCCUCGAGCUGCCGCGGGGCCGCGACUCCUCCGACGACGGCGCCGAGGGCAUCCCCGUCAUCUUCCGCACCAGCCGCGAUCGCGACCGAGAUCGCGACCGAGAUCGCGACGCGGCCGCCUCGCCCCCCAACGGCUGCCACGACUCCACGGACACCGAGAGCAUCCAGGAGGAGCGGGCGGGCGGCGGCAGCAGCCGCCACAGCCCCGCGUACGCCAAGGAGGAGCCCAAGGAGGAGCCCGAGGGCGCGGCGCGCUGCUUCCCCAAGGAGUCGCUGCGGGUGCUCAACGAGGAGGGCGAGCAGCUCCGCGCCUUCUGCUGCGAGCACUGCCGGGUGCUCUUCCUGGACCACGUCAUGUUCACCAUCCACAUGGGCUGCCACGGCUUCAGGGACCCUUUCGAGUGCAACAUCUGCGGCUACCGCAGCCAGGACCGCUACGAGUUCUCCUCGCACAUCGUGCGCGGCGAGCACAAGGUGUGAGUGAGGUGGGAACGAUCCUCCGCCCCCUCCUCCCGCCUCCGAUCCCCCGAUUCGCCCUCGGUUUGCCCCUCCUCGUGCUCGGCGAACGCUAAAUGUGAGGCUGGGAAACGCCCCCGGCUCAAAAUUCUCCUUUUCUCCCUGUUUUCCCUUCCACCCCCUCGGCAAACACUAAAUGUGAGGCUGGGAAACGCCCCCGGCUCAAAUUCCCUUUUUUUUCUCCCCAUUUUCCCCUCCUCCUCCUCGGCAAACACUAAAUGUGAGGCUCGGAAACUCCCCCCGCUCAAAAUUCUCCUUCUUUUCUCCCUGUUUUCCUUUCUACCCCCUCGGCAAACACUAAAUGUGAGGCUGGGAAACUCCCCCAGCUCAAAAUUCUCCUUUUCUCCCGAUUUUCCCCUUCUCCCCCUCGGCAAACACUAAAUGUGAGGCUGGGAAACGCCCCCGCCUCAAAUUCCCAUUUUUUUCCCCUGAUUUUCCCCUUCUCUCCCUCAGUAAACGCUAAAUGUGAGGCUGGAAAACCCCCCCGGUUCAAAUUCCCUUUUUUCCCCGAUUUUCUCCCGUUUCCUCUCCCAGUUCGUGCGAGCCGAGCCCAAAACUGAGGUCGGAAAAAAAAAAAUCGCCCCGCCUCGAAUUCCCCUUUUCCUCCCGAUUUUCCCCUCCCAUUUCCCCUCCCAAAAUGUGAGGUUGGAAAAAAAAAAAAUCCCCCCUGCCUCAAAUUCCUGUUUUUUCCCCUCAAUUUUCCCCUCCCUCAUCGUGUGCCACGAGCACAAAAAUGUGAGGUUGGAAAAAAAAUCCCCCGACCUCGAAUUCCCCUUUUUUCCCCCCAAUUUCCCCCUCCCAUCCUUAGGGCAUGGAACUGUUGGGUUUUGUUGUUUUUAUUUUUUUUUCUUUUAUACUCCUUUGCACUGACUUUGGCUAUAAAAAGAAAAGAAAACAAAAAAACUAUUUAAAAACAACAAACAAACAAAACCCCCAAAAAAACAGAAACCCACCCCAAAAACCCGACUGGCCCCGCCCAGGGGGAGCCCUUAAUCCUCCUUUUUAUAAACGGAGUUAUUUAAAUAUUGAAUAGAAACCGACUUUUUUUGUGCUUUUUUUCACCCUCCUCGUUAUUUAUUAAGCUUUUUGAGUUGCUCUUUUGAUAACUCUUGGGGUUUUUCACCCAAAAAAGAAGAAAAAAAAACAAAAAAAAAGGACAAAAAAAAAGGUCUCACUUGAAUUUUGGAGACUGUUCCCCCCCUUGCCCUGCUCCCGCCGGCUCCCGGCACUGCCCGGCCCCGUUCCCGGGCUAAAGGAACCUCAAAAUUCGGUGCUAAACCCCCCCCGGGACCCCCCAAAACCCAGCCUGACCCCCCCCAGCCCGGGGGGGCUGCCCCGUCCCCAGCUUUAACCGGGGAGCCCCGGAAUGGGACGUGGGGACCCCCAAAUCCUGCCCCGGAGUCCCCCCCCUUCUGCCGACCCCUGAAAUGAAGGAUGGGGGUCCCGGGGGCUCCUCCUCCUCCUCAGGGCUGGGAUCCCCCCGAGUUUGGGGUUGGGCAAAGGGGAGGAGCUCGGGGGACCCCAAUCCCAGCCUGUGGGGACCCCCAGAUCUGGGGAACCCUCGAGUCUGGGGGACCCUUGGGUCUGGGGGACCCUCGGGUCUGGGGGACCCUCAAAUCUGGGGGACCCUCAAAUCUGGGGGACCCUUGGGUCUGGGGGGACCCCUCGCUGCAGCCUCCCAUCUUUGGGGGACCCCCAGUCCCCAUCCUCUCCAAUCUGGGGGACCCCCAGCUCAUGGGGACCCCCAGCUCCCCACUCAUGGUGAUCCCCAACCCCUCCAAUCUGGAACCCCCAGCUUAUGGAGACCCCCAAUUUUCAUCCCUACAAUUUGGGGGACCCCCACCCAUGGGGACCCCCCCAGCCCCCCACUCAUGGGGAUCCCCAACCUCUCCACUCUGGGGGACCCCCACCCAUGGGGACCCCCCACCCCAGUCCUGCACCCAUGGGGACCCCCAGGCCCCCAUCUCUUGGUGCUGGGGACCCCCCACCCAUGGGGGACCCCAAUCCCAGCCCCCACCCCCUCAGUGCUGGGGGACCCCUCACCCUUGGGGUCACCCCAGCCCCUCCACCCUUUGGAAUUGGGGACCCCC